Messenger RNA from Paramormyrops kingsleyae, 790 nucleotides. Lineage: Eukaryota; Metazoa; Chordata; Actinopteri; Osteoglossiformes; Mormyridae. The record is from RefSeq and is a predicted model, not a curated record.
GUCAUCAACCAGACGUCCAGGAUAGAGAUCCAGCUGUUGGAAAACACGCUGUCGACAAACAAGCUAGAGAAGGAGCUGCUAAUACAGGUCACGGAGAUUUCCAAACUUCAGGACAAAAACAGACUUCUGGAGAACAAGGUGCGCAUUCUGGAGUCACAGCAGAAGACGGAGAUGGACCGGCAGCGGGAGGAGAAGCAGAGGCUGCAGAGCGUGGUGCUGCGUCAGGCGACGGCCAUCGAGGCCCUGGAGAGGCAGCUGCACGUUGCCAGCAGCAACAACUCCGCCCUGCAGAGGCAGCAGCAGCAGCUUAUGGACUCGGUGCACAGACUCAUGAGCCUGUUAUCCGUGGGAUCAGGUAGCUUAGCCAGAAGGUUCUUGGUUGAGAUCCGGGGGAGGAUACUUCUCUAUUUUCCUUUGACGUGGUACUUAAUGAAAUUGCUCUGGGAAAUAUGGCACCAGUGAAAAGUCUGGGCAUUUCUAUUUAUAAUGCAUUUGUUUCUAUUUUAGCUGUUAUUCAAUUUAUAGUAAAAGGUCUAGAGGCAAUGAAAUAGUACAAUUCACAUACUGCAAUGACCAACGUAAGUAUUCAACAUCUGAAUUUUUUUUUACGUUUUCAGCUCUUCAAAAGAGCCCCCCCUGCCUUUGAUGACAGCAUUGCAGACUCAUGUGAUUCUUUCAACCAGCUUCCAGAUGUAGCCACCUGGAAUGCUUCUCCCACAGUCCUGAAGGGGUUUCCAUGAGGUCUGGGCACAAGAUGGCACAUUCAUCUUACUCUUCAAUCUAACUCAUU